Verticillium nonalfalfae is the source of this 1395-nucleotide messenger RNA. RefSeq lists its product as uncharacterized. NCBI's taxonomy places the organism in Eukaryota, Fungi, Ascomycota, Sordariomycetes, Glomerellales, Plectosphaerellaceae. Bases 1 to 1395 code for a protein of 464 amino acids. The record is from RefSeq and is a predicted model, not a curated record. The transcript is spliced from 4 exons.
AUGCGAACUGGAACGCAGCAUGCCGAGCCCGCAACACAUGGCUCCGCCCCCGCCCCCAUGACGAAAGAACGGAAGACGAACCGAAUGUCAUCUUCGGCUGACAAGCGCCGCAGCGCCGGCCCCGGCUCGCACAUCCUCCGCACGGCCUCCACACGCAGCGCCCUCAACCCGGUCGCUGGGAGCACCAAGGAAGGCGCCGUCAACGCGGGCAACGCCGUUGGCAGCAGCAGCAGCAGCAGCAGCAACAACAACAACAUCAUUGCCCCGCCACCAAGGGCACAGCUCGGCGUGGCGAGCGUCGCGGGAGGGAGUCCCGUCUCGGGAGACGAGGGGCCGAAACCAGGAGACACCGGCGGUGGGGCCGCGACGCAGAAGGAGCGGGAGACACACGGCGGGGCCAGUGGCAGCGGCACUGGUGGCAGCCACACGAAGGAGGCGGACGGGCAGCGCAUCGCGCUCCUGGAGACCGAGCUCGCGGUCAUGGAGGACGAGUUUGCGCGCGAGCUCGACAGGCUGAGCCGCAAGGAGAGCGAGACGGCAACGUUCUGGCAGGGCCGCGUGGCGCGAGCGGAGGACAGGGCGAGGGCCGCGUGCGGCGAGAUGGAGGCGCUGGAGGCGGAGUGCGUCGAGCUGCGGGCUCAGGUCCGAGGGUUGAAGGAGUUCGUGAGCACGAGUACGAGGACGGAUGGGCAAAGCGCCACGUCUGACGAGGUUUUUGGGGAAGGGGCCGCACGGCUGGGCAACGGACUGCAGAACUGGGUCAUUGUGCAUUUCCGCAGGGCCAAGAUUGAUUUUGGCAAAGCAAGCGAAGACGAGUUGGAGGAGCUGGCAGCCUUAGUCCCGAUGUAUGAGGAGUUGGCGGCCGCGGCGAAGGUGCACCUCCUCCAGUCGCUCGGCAGUUCCGCGACGUCGAGGAGACUCUGCGAUCUUACAGCAAGUUCCGAAGAAGCCGUCAACCAGUGGCGCUCCACAACGCUGACCUUGCUGCGCCGCGAAGCCGGGGACAAGAUGCACAGCGAGACGGACGCCGCUACGGAACGAGUCAUUGAGCGCAUCAACCGCGUUCUCGACGGCAUCACCGACAACAAAACGACCGACGCACGAGAUCAGGCCUUGAGGGCACUCAUAGUCAGCGCCAUUGACCUGGGCCGGCUGUUGGCCGUGCAGAAGGCAGUCUUUGGCGUCUUCAUGCCGGAGAUCGUGCCGCACCAGCAGACCAAGUUUGACCCUGCAACCAUGGAGGACGUCGGCGGUGAAGAUGAGGAGACGCUAUCCGAGCGGGAUAUAUGCUGCGUCACCUUUCCAGGCAUUAUGAAGAGGGGCGAUGAGACUGGGCGGAUGUUGGCAUACCGCAACAUCAUUGCCAAAGCGACGGUGCUGUGCAGUCCUGAAUGA